This is a messenger RNA of Liolophura sinensis, 3133 nucleotides long. Its product is annotated as C-Jun-amino-terminal kinase-interacting protein 2-like. Gene Ontology annotation, biological process: JNK cascade; regulation of JNK cascade. The transcript is spliced from 11 exons. Gene Ontology annotation, cellular component: cytoplasm. Bases 16 to 1704 code for a protein of 562 amino acids. NCBI's taxonomy places the organism in Eukaryota, Metazoa, Mollusca, Polyplacophora, Chitonida, Chitonidae. Gene Ontology annotation, molecular function: MAP kinase scaffold activity; JUN kinase binding. The record is from RefSeq and is a predicted model, not a curated record.
UUUAACACUCCAAGUAUGGAAUUGUGGCAAGAAAAGGUGAAACAAGCAAACACUUGGUGCUACAGACUAACUCACGAUAUUAGCCCAGAGUAUUGUCCAGAUGACAAUGAAGAUUUUAACAUUCAUCACCCGCCAUUCAGUCCAGCUUACAUCAACAACCAAUCAGCUCUCACCGUUCGCCCUACCACAGGAUUCCAAAGGGGGAUAACCCCUUCUACCAAAGAUGUCAAUAAACGGUUCUUUAGUUCUGAUAUUGAGGACAAUAAUAAUGAGGACAAUGAGUAUAUAAAUCGAGAAGUUUGUGGCAGGCAGCCAGAUAUUAUAGAAACCCAUGUGUGCCGGCCAAACAACAAGCUUCUGAACUCAGAGACAAAUUAUUAUAACUACAAGAAUGAUCAAAUGGUGGACUUUCAGAACAGUAAUCAUGUUCAAGAGAUUAUUGAUACGUCUGGUGGGUCAUCUCGAAACAGCAGCCCUCCUCCAAUCAGAACACGGCUAGGACUCAAUGGCUUUAGAAAUGUUCGGCGUCCCCGAAAGCUUCCAGAAAUACCCAAGAAAUAUAUCAAAGCGCCUUCUCCCGAAACUCAGGUUUGUGCCAGCGAGACGUGCAAUGAAAAGUCAUUGGCUGAGGAGCUUGAGGAGGCUGUCCAAGGCAGCACGGAAACGGACGAGCAGACAGAGGGAGAAACUGGUGGGCCAGGGGAGGAGGAGCCCGAGGACGCAUACCACGCCCACCUGCAGCGGGCCUCUGAUCAUAUCCCACCCCUGUACAAGCCCAUUCCCAGGGCACGGGUGAGGAGGAAAACGAGGAAAUCACGCAGCCACAGAAACUCAGAGAGCCACCUGUUCUGUGAAUCCAACUACACUGCUGCAUCAAACUACCUUGGUGGUGCUAACCUACACGACACCUCUUACGACUCGGAUUGUUCUUUGCCAAGGGAGAAAACUGGUGUGCAGAGUUCUGGCAGCUCUGGGAGAAAAGAUAGUGGAGAAGAUGAGGGUAAAAAUUUGUCUUCCUGUACCAGCAUCCAUGCUGUUUACCUUGACUUAGAAGUCACUCACCGUGGCAUGCAUCGCUUUGUGCCGCGCCACUCUGAUGAGAUGGAGAUUGAGAUUGGGGAUCCCAUUCAUGUUAACAAGGAGGACGAUGACCUCUGGUGUGAAGGUGUCAAUCUAAGGUCUGGAAAGACAGGUAUAUUCCCUUCUAUGUACGCAACUAAUCUGGACUUCUUGGAGGAGGAUGAAGAUGAAGAGGAUGACCUUGUAAAAUUCACCUUGAGAUUCCUGGGUUCUGUAGAGGUCAGACAGCAUAAAGGAGAUGAUGUCCUUCGUCAGGCUAUUUCCAAGGUGGUGUUGAGCAGACGAGAAACCAUGAAGACAAACUGUCCCCCUAUGUGCACACUGGAAAUCAGUGAUUAUGGCAUCCUUAUGCUGGACAAGAGCAAAGAAGGGCAUGAAAGUGACAACCUCUUCACUCAUUUCUUUUCACUGAAGAACAUUUCUUAUUGUGGACAUCACCCAAAAAAUGACAGGUACUUUGCAUUUAUCACUAAGCAUCCAAAUGCAUACAAGUAUGCCUGUCAUGUAUUCCUGGGAGAGAGAGGGACUCGUAGUGUAAGCGAUGCUGUAGGGAGGGCCUUCAAGAGGUUUUAUCAGGAGUACAUGGCUUUUACCCAUCCAACUGAAGACAUCUACAUGGAAUGACUAGCAGUAUAACUCAGACAGACUCUCCAUGUGUCUGCUGAGCAUCAAUAGUGCAGAGAUCCCAGGGGAUAUAUACCUGGUCAGAAACAAGAAAACAGAACUGCUAAUCAUCAAAUUCCACAGCCUGUUGUAAUGGUAGAGGACUACCGUGGUACUAGUGACGAUAAUAUCUAUGUGUAUAAUGAUUUUCAUCCAAAAUAUCUCCCAGUGUAUAUUUACCAAACGGCCAAAUUAUCACGUCCUUACACUGGAUGUGUUAACUUCAUUUAGUGGAUAUAUGCAGAGCUUCAUCUUUACAUAGCAAGUGAAAAAAAAUCUGAAAAAAAUCUUUGUGUGCUGGUAGAAAUAAAAAAGCCUACUUGUACAAAUUUAUGUCAAGAAGAAUGUAUACAUACUGUAACAAGAUAAAUCAGAUUGUUUGAACUUGAUUUUUGUUGGAGAUAUGACAAGUACUUUAGAACAGUUGCUAUGCUUUCAUCUUUGCUUUACCAAAGUUAAACAUUUUGAGAAAAGAUGUAAAGAAAUGACAGAUUUAUUUUGCAGUCUAUGUAUUUGGUGCAGUUUAAAAAAGAAUGUGGGGGCCUCAGUGGCUCAGUUGGUUAUCACGCUAGCACAGCGUAAUGACCCAGAAGCCUCUUACCAAUGCAGUCGCUGUGAGUUUAAGUCCAGCUCGUUCUGGCUUCCUCUCUGGCCGUACCUGAGAAGGUCCGUCAGCAAUGUGCGGAUGGUUGUGGGUUUCCCCCGGGCUAUGCCCGGUUUCCUCCCACCAUAAUGCUGGCUGCUGUCAUAUAAGUGAAAUAUUAUUGAGUAUGGCAUAAAACACCAAUCAAAUAAACAAAUAAAUCAAAAAAAUGUGGAGACAGUUAUGGCUGACGAUUGUGUCCAGUGUCUUGCCUUUUGCUUUAAUGGUGUUAAGAAAACUUGUUUUUAUUGCCACAUAACUAGGCAUUGUAUGUUAUAUGUACAUGUAUGUAAGUGUUUUAGCAGCCCAUAGCAUACUGCUAUCCCAGUGAGCAGUAUGUAGCAAUGUGUGAAACGUUGCGUCGAAGACAGUAUUUUUGGCUCUUGACACCUUGCAUUAAUAAUUCAUAAUUACAUCUAUUUUUUCAUGAGAUUGUUUUAAAAUACAGGCAAAGAUAACAUUCGAAAAUCAGUUGCAGUUCAAAUGCAUGUUAGAUGUCCUAAUGAGAUAUCCUUCUACAAAUGAAGCUGUAAUGUGUCCUCUAGCUGCAGUAUGUACAGAGUUGUAUAGGCUGCUUUUUUUUUUUAACCUGGGACAAUUACAUGCAGUUAAAUGGUGUUUGAAUUUAUUCUUUGUGGAGUUUCUUUCUGUAAUAUCCUUGGUGUAUAUGAGCUGCGUGCACUUCUGCUGAUGAUGCUCAUAUGAAAGUCUCGGGCAACACGAUGUAAUCAUGUAUUCAUGAUGUAA